GGCUAUAUUUGGAGAGAGCUGAUGUCACAAGUGGUUUGAGCGAUGAGCCUAUAACUGUUGCCGUCGGUUUGUGUGACAGUCUGACAAACCCUGGACUGUGACUGGGAUCUGCUGGCAACUGGCUAACACAACAGAAAGUAAUCACCUUACACUAUGUAUCACCUGAGGGUGCCUGUGCUUCUUCUCAUGCUGCUUGCAUUGCUGCGCUGCGUCACCGCUGCCCCAAGCCACAAGUACUUCAGUCCCAGCUCAUCCAGCGAGCAGGAAAGUGCUCUCCCAGACAGUGGCGGCUGGUUAGCUCCCGUACUGAUCUCCAACCCAUUCCUCGGCCUCAUGGGUACACAGCCGCAGAGGGAGCUCACAGCCAUGAACAGUCACCACAUAGAGAAAAGGAAGUGCAACACAGCCACCUGCGUCACCCAAAGGCUAGCAGACUUCCUGGUCCGCUCCAGUAACACUAUUGGUACCGUCUACGCACCGACCAACGUGGGAUCUUCCACCUACGGCAAGAGGGACCUACUGCAGCCUCCCAGCUACCUGCCUCUCUAGUAUCGACGGCUUAAGCUCCACCAGCGCUCCCAGUGCUCUGAUAUAACCAGACAUCUUAUGUAACAAUGAUUGUGAGAAUGACGUUAAUAAUGAUGACAGUGAUGGUAACGAUGAUGAACAGUUUUCUUGUUGAUUUUCUAAACUUUAAGAAACAGUGCCUUUAAUUUAAACCAUCAAAGUCAUUAUGUGGGUUUUUUUCUCCAGGUUUUGUGUGUGUUGUGGCUCUGUUAAUGCUGUUCCACAAUGGCAUGAUGUGAAUAUAAAAACACGUAAAGUAAGUAAUAAAACAAUAAAUAAAAGAAAACAGAUGUAAAGCCAUACGAAAUAAAUGUUAUAUCUGUUGGUUUUGAUAAUAAAAUUGUGGAAAUAUA
Messenger RNA from Siniperca chuatsi (mandarin fish), 920 nucleotides. RefSeq names its product islet amyloid polypeptide. Gene Ontology annotation, cellular component: extracellular region. The coding region runs from base 154 to 549 and encodes 131 amino acids. The record is from RefSeq and is a predicted model, not a curated record. The transcript has 4 exons. Gene Ontology annotation, molecular function: hormone activity. Lineage: Eukaryota; Metazoa; Chordata; Actinopteri; Centrarchiformes; Sinipercidae.